CCAAAAAGGAUUGUGGGAGAAAGGCUCUUUCCUUUCCGUCUGGCGGCAGCCAUCAGCUCAAAGGUAGGCCAAGAUGGGUGCUUACAAGUACAUCCAGGAGCUAUGGAGGAAGAAGCAGUCCGAUGUAAUGCGCUUUCUUCUCAGGGUGCGCUGCUGGCAGUACCGCCAGCUCUCUGCGCUCCACAGGGCUCCCCGCCCAACCCGGCCCGAUAAAGCGCGCAGGCUGGGGUACAAGGCCAAGCAAGGUUAUGUCAUAUAUCGGAUUCGUGUGCGUCGUGGUGGUCGCAAACGCCCAGUUCCUAAGGGUGCUACCUACGGCAAGCCUGUCCAUCAUGGUGUUAACCAGCUAAAGUUUGCCCGAAGCCUUCAGUCUGUUGCAGAGGAGCGAGCUGGGCGCCACUGUGGGGCUCUGAGAGUCUUGAAUUCUUACUGGGUUGGCGAAGAUUCCACAUACAAAUUCUUUGAGGUCAUCCUCAUUGAUCCAUUCCAUAAAGCUAUCAGAAGAAAUCCUGACACCCAGUGGAUCACCAAACCAGUCCACAAGCACAGGGAAAUGCGAGGGCUUACAUCUGCAGGCCGCAAGAGCCGUGGCCUUGGAAAGGGUCACAAGUUCCACCACACUAUUGGUGGUUCUCGCCGUGCGGCAUGGAGAAGACGCAAUACUCUCCAGCUCCACCGUUACCGCUAAUAUAAGUAAUGUUUGUAAAAAUUUUACCUAAUAAACGAUUUAGGACAGUCAUGUCUGCUUAAAAGUGUUCUUUAAUUUGUCUGUUAAAUUUAGUUGUCUGCAGAUUGUUCCAUGAAUGCAUUGUCAAAUUAUGAAAGUUAAAGUGCAAUAAUGUUUGAAGACUUUAAGUGAUGGUGUAUCUUGUUUCUAAUAAGAUAAACGCUUUUGUCUUUGCUUUAUCUUAUUAGGGAGUUUAUAUGUCAGUGUUUAAAAUGCUGUUUGGUAUAAUAGGUGUAAAAUCUGUAAACGUGGAAUGCAGAAGCUAGCCAUGUAGAUUUGUUGCAUGUAAUGAAACCUGCAGCUUCAUUGGGAUGAUGUAAUGCUCUGGUUUACUCUCAAAUGGCUGUUAUUAGGGAUUUGGAAAGAACAAGCUUUUUAAACAGGAUUUUGCUUGGAAGUGUGAAGAAUAUCCUAAUCUUUAAUCAUGGUCAUAUGCAGAACAGUGUUAAGUAGGAACCACAAUUUCAGGUUGAAUCCAGUAUUCAUUUAUGUAACUACGGCUUUGGAAAGAAUACUUUAAAAGAAUGCCACCAUUUUUUUAAAGAGAAUUGAAUCAACCUACCUGUUACAGGAGGGUUGUCUUAAAAAUGAAAAUAAAUCCUGCUUAACUGAAGCAAAAUUGCCUUCGUCUCCACAGUAUUGGAGUUUGAAAUUAUAUUGAAGUUAACAUAAAAUGUAGAGGCUCCUGAUUCUAUCCCAUGACUCCAUGGGAUCUGUAGAAUACUGAAUUUCCUACAAAGCAGUCAGUUAAUGGUGUUUACUCUGGUGUAUAUGAAAACUUACAGAAAUUGGACAUUAGGUGAAUGAGAAGACUAUGAUUUGUAAGCUAGUAACCAAUGCUAGAAUUGGGAAACUGGUGGCCAUAUAACCUUUUAAGUGUGAGGAUAAAAAAGUUGGCUUUGAUUAGAAUUUUAAAUACUUUAUCCAUGGUCUUUGUGACCAUUAUGAAUCCACUAGCCACCUUAGGGGGAAAAAUAGGGUUGGCUUUAAAAGUACAUCAUUGCUCGUUCCAAGUCCUAAGUCAUCUUGGGUCAACCCACUUAGGCAUUCCCAUAGGUUAUUGAGAACAGUCAUGUAGUUGGUGUCCAUACAAGUCUAUGGUUUCCAAUCUAAUCCUUACAUGUGUUAUCCACAGUCAUUUUUCUCAUCCUUACUCAAACUCCUCAAAAUCUUUGCCAUUCCGUAAACUUGCCAGCCCAUCAAUUGUGCCACCUUGAUGUUAAGUAUACCACUAUUCUGUUUCCAUUCUGUCUUUGCAGUAAAGAGGUUUCUGUUCUCCAGGGUGAAUUUUGAGUCUGUAGGAAAUAGAGGAAUUGCCCCAACUUUAAGAUUGCUGACUUAAUCCAUAGUUUGAUUUCAAAAUCGAAUUGCUGGUUUCCUUAAACCAGUUUUUAUAUUUUUUUCAGGGGUCUUAGGCUCAGUUAAAUGAUUUCCAGAAAAAGGCUCAAAACCUCUUGAGACCUAAAUUCCUUUCCACUCAAAAAGAGAUCCUAAACCAUAUAUAUACUUUGUGUGUUAGAAGUUGUUCAACUAAAGGAAUAAAUGUUUAUUAAACACCUGUUAUCUUUUGUCAUCUAAUAUUAAGCAAGCCAAAUACCCUAACCUACACAAAAUGUAAUGGCAGAAACAGUCACUUUGAGAGAAAAUAAAAUGAAUAGUACUUAGUCUUGAGAA
Messenger RNA from Neomonachus schauinslandi (Hawaiian monk seal), 2401 nucleotides. RefSeq names its product ribosomal protein L15 (gene RPL15). NCBI's taxonomy places the organism in Eukaryota, Metazoa, Chordata, Mammalia, Carnivora, Phocidae. Bases 74 to 688 code for a protein of 204 amino acids. Gene Ontology annotation, cellular component: ribosome; cytosolic large ribosomal subunit. Gene Ontology annotation, biological process: cytoplasmic translation. The record is from RefSeq and is a predicted model, not a curated record. The transcript is spliced from 4 exons. Gene Ontology annotation, molecular function: RNA binding; structural constituent of ribosome.